CUUUUGAAUUGUCGUAGGUAGGUACUAUCGUGCACGGCUAUGUGUGGUUUCGCAAGCAACUGUGACGAAUAUAAAUGUAACAUUUGACUAUUCGGCAAAGUUUAAAAAAGUGAAGAAGUCAUUAGAUGAUAACAGUGUCGUUGUCCUGUGCUCACUACAUUAUAUUCAGAGCCAAACAAUGUGGGGUGAUGGGUCUGAGUAUAUGUAUGUCGCUUCCAAAUGCACUUUGGGAGUAAAACGACGCUAAAAAAUGAGGAAUAAGUCAUAGAAAGAAUUGUAUUAUGGCACUGUGUAUAUUUAAGUUUUAAAUUUAGCCAUUGGCUUUCUUCAUUUCGCAUACUUUCUCAUUGUAGCGAAUACUUGACGGCGUCCUACAAUAUGGCGCAUAAACAUCCGUCCACGCCAGUUUAUAUGAAGGAUGGUCCUUGCAGUAAACGACUGGCAGUAGAAGAGAUAGAAAAUGUGGAACCCCUCCUUCAGCAAUCGCACUCAUCUAGUGAAGUAAUGAGGCAUGUCAAGAAAAAAUUUCACAAUGACGUCAAAAAUAUAGGAUACCCUAUUAAUGAAGGAAUGUCGAGUCGUAAUGAUAUCUUUCAGUUUCUGAAAUCCCGUGGGAGGUUGGCUAAGUAUUAUUCAAAGAAACACAACCGGAAUUCACUAAGGAGAGUUUGUUUUUCGACAUAUGAGCAAAUAGAGUUGUAUAAGCGGUUCCCGGAGGUUGUAAGAAUCGAUUGCACACACAACACGAAUAAGGAGAAGUAAGUUCACUCAUUCAGUUAUAAACCUGCAGGUAUUCUUUGUUCCAGUUGGUUAUAAUGGAUAACUUUGGUCGUGGCCGUCCAGUCCUAUUUGCUUGGACUAAAAAGGAACUUAAACGCGAUAUGAUUUGGAUUCUUGUCGUAUUCCGUCAAAUAAUGGGAGGUACUUCCCGAACGGAGACUUUCAUCGUGGACUGUGCUCCGUCAAAAAUUACUGCAGUCAAGGUGACGCACCGGCAAGCACACAUUGUACUGUGCCCUUUUCACGUUUGCCGUGCAUUCAGUAAGAAAACUAGAAAUCCUCUUGUGAAGAACUACUUAUGUCGCUUAGUUCAUUGCGAAUGGAGGGCAGAAUUUAAUUUCUAUUUCAGAAUUAUAAGCAGACUGGAUGUUAGUGUCAGUCAAUACAUACAACGGCGUUGGAUGAGUCAAAGACAUUUGUGGGCAAGAGCUUUCAAUGGCCAUGUGCUGACUUUUGGUUAUAUUACUGAUAACAGAGGUAAAAAUUCCCACAAACAAAUAAAGCGUUAUCUGCAAAGAUCAGAUAGUUUGCACGAAAGUAUGUUGAAGGUGUAUAACUGUUGUCAGCAAAGUUCUUCAAAAAUACACCAAGAGGCAAUGAGUACACGGUCACGUGAUUCAUAUUCACUUCCAAGCACGUCUGAAUUCAUCCUAAAUAAUCCACGUCAGGCAUUUUCCGCUUACUGUAGGCUUAUAAAUAUUUACUUGGAGAAAAUUCGAGUGAAGUUUGGAGAAAGGUUUGCUGCCGAUUAUGCAGGAGCAGUGAACGCAGACAUCGAACGUAUUCUUAAUAUUAAAUAAAUUAAUUUUAUCAGAAUAAAAACAAACGAAUCC
Molecule: messenger RNA, 1613 nt
Organism: Trichobilharzia szidati
Lineage: Eukaryota; Metazoa; Platyhelminthes; Trematoda; Strigeidida; Schistosomatidae
Source: the annotation of a GenBank genome assembly